CAGGAACCCGGCUGUUAGCCAGCUGAGCUAGCCCUACCGGUUUCCCUUUGGGCUGUCGAAUAACAAACUGUCAAGUUUACAUCAGGUCGAUUAAAGACCGCGGAGCUUGCAUGAAAGUUUUGUUCCCGAAGCACAGUUUUGUCAUCUCUUCACGCAGCCGAUGCAAGUAAAAAUGACAGGAAGAUUGUGGGUUUUAUGACUAAGCUCUGUGUUAGCAUGGAGAAGCCGUGGAGGCUGUGGGGCACAGUGGAGCGCUGUGCCCUGGCCUUUGUCUCCUGGUCCUGGGGCGCCUGUCGGGUCUCCCUGCUGGCCCUCAUCCUCACUUUCCACCUCUACGGAGGUUUCAUCCUCCUGGCUCUCAUUCUGGCUUCCGUGGCGGGCAUCCUCUACAAAUUCCAAGACGUGCUCCUCUACUUCCCCGACCAGCCGUCGUCGUCGCGCCUCUACGUUCCCAUGCCGACGGGAAUUCCUCAUGAGAACGUGUACAUUCGCACCAAGGACGGUGUGAAGCUCAACUUGAUUCUACUUCGCUACACGGGAGGGGACGGGCCUCCUGGGGUCACCCCGGGAAAUCAAAGCAGCAGCCCCGCCUCCUCGGCGCCUCCCACUAUUCUUUACUUCCAUGGCAACGCGGGCAAUAUCGGUCACAGAGUGCCCAAUGCCUUGCUGAUGCUUGUCAACCUGAAAGUCAACGUGGUGCUGGUGGACUACCGCGGCUACGGUAAGAGUGACGGGGAGCCCAGUGAGGAAGGCCUCUACUUGGACGCCGAGGCUACUCUAGACUACGUGAUGACUCGCCCAGAUUUGGACAAGACCAAAGUGAUACUGUUCGGCCGCUCGCUCGGGGGCGCCGUGGCUAUCCGCUUGGCGUCGGCCAACCCUCACCGCGUGGCCGCCAUUAUCGUAGAGAACACCUUCCUCAGCAUCCCGCACAUGGCGGCGACGCUCUUCUCCUUCUUGCCCAUGCGCUUGCUGCCCGUGUGGUGCUACAGGAACCAGUUCCUGUCCUACCGGCAGGUGGCCCUGUGCCGGAUGCCCUCCCUGUUCGUCUCGGGCCUGUCGGACCAGCUCAUCCCGCCCGUCAUGAUGAAGCAACUGUACGAGCUGUCGCCCUCGCGGACUAAACGCCUGGCCAUCUUCCCAGAGGGCACACACAACGACACGUGGCAGUCUCAUGACUACUUCGCUUCCUUGGAGCAGUUCAUCAAAGACCUGCUCAAGAGCCACGCCCAUGAGGAGAGCGUGCAGACCUCUGCCAGUGUCACCAUCAUCUGAUUUGAUUUGACCCUCCAUCAAUGAGAGCAUAACAUGUUCAGGGAGUGGCCAUUGCUCUCUUUUCUUACUUUCAGCCUGAGAUGAAUGCAUGCAUUUGAAACGAUGAGGUCAGAUUAUCAUGAAAGAUUACAAAAAUGUAUUACAGCUACUGAGGGGAAGUGUGUUUACCAUAAAAGGACUGAUACGGAUUAGUGCUGCUGUUACAUGGUAGCUCUUUGGAGUAGAGGAGCACUUUGACAAUCCCCACAGGGCUUCUCAGUCUGACUUGUAACACAUUCAUGUAAAAAAUACACACGUUUUAUUUGAUCACGAG
Molecule: messenger RNA, 1588 nt
Organism: Nerophis lumbriciformis (worm pipefish)
Lineage: Eukaryota; Metazoa; Chordata; Actinopteri; Syngnathiformes; Syngnathidae
Gene: abhd13
Product: abhydrolase domain containing 13
Cellular component (GO): membrane
Molecular function (GO): palmitoyl-(protein) hydrolase activity
Source: RefSeq, a predicted model, not a curated record